GAGACUCUUUGGUGGAGGCAGUGGUUGUCAUUCACUAGAACAGAAAACCUAGGGCUAGGGCCACUUCCUGUUAGGUAAAAGACUGACAGAGUAGAAGCAAUCAAAACAGAAAGGCUAAAAACUGUUGCACAUCACAGACCAAGCAACAGGAAUCCACAGAAACUUCAACAUUUCAAGGAAUGUAAUGGAAAUGAGCAGGACAAUCACUCUAUUGUUCUUGGCCUCACAUGUGUCUUUUGCAGAUGCCUCACCGAGUGACCCAACGUAUUGCUAUAUUUUGGAUGUUUUUCUGCUGCUGUAUUCUAUCAUUUUUACUGCUCUCUACUUCAGAGAAAAGUUUACAAGGGAAGGGCCUGUUCCUCCAGAUCCUGCGACCCCGGCCCGUAACCCUAAUGAGCCUGUCUAUACAGACUUGGAUCUGCCUCAGAUGAGUUCCGACUAUCAACAGCUGGAUAGACCGAUUCGAAGACGAGAGCCAGAGACACAUUAUCAGGAACUGAGAGCACAUACAAGUGAUGAAUAUCAGGAAAUAAGAAGUAAACCUCGUAAAGCCAAGAACAAAUCUAAUGAGGGUCGAACAGGGAGAAACAGGGAUGCAGCCGAGGCUGUGGAGAUGGAAACUUUUCCCACUAACAAUUAACGCACAGCACAGGCAACCUGUAUAUCUGCCAACUAACAGAUAUAUUGUGUAUCUUUGUUGGAUGCAUGUAUAUGUCGUUCAUAUGUCUGUUUUGUUGUUGUUACUUUGCCUCACCUGAAUUUUGUAGGCUUUUAAUACACUGCCAUUCAAUGGUUUGGUGUCAGUAAGAUUUUUCAUUUUUAAAAAAAUUAAUUAUCUAACAAGGGUCCAUAAAUUUGAUUAAAAGUGACAGUAAAGACAUGAUUAUAAUAUUAAAAAAAGCUUUCUAUUUCAAAUAAAUGCUGUUCUUUUUAAACCUUCUGUUAGAAUAAUAAUGAAAAAAAAUAAUGUAGCAUGGUUUUCAUAAAGAUAAUAAGCAACACAACUGCUUCCAGCAUAAGAAAUGUUUUUUGAGCACCAAAUCAUCAUAUUAGAAUGAAAGGAUCAUGUGACAUUGAAUCAGCUUUGCCGCAACAGGCCUAAACAUUUUAAAAAGCAGUUCAGAUCAAAAGUUUACAUACACCUUGCAGAAUCUGCAAAAUGUUAUGUUACCAAAAUCAGAGGGAUCAUACAAAAUGCAUGUUAUUUUUAAUUUAGUACUGACCUGAAUAAGAGAUUUUGCAUAAAAGGUGUAGUCCGCAAGAGAAAAUAAUAGUUGAAUUUAUAAAAAUGACCCCUUUCGAAAGUUUACGUACAUUUGAUUCUUAAUACUGUGUUGUUACCUGAAUGAUCCACAGCUGUUUUUUUUCAUGAUAGUUGUUCAUGAGUCCCUUGUUUGUCCUUAACAGUUAAACUGCCCGCUGUUCUUUAGAAAAAUCCAUAAGGUCCCACAAAAUUUUUGUGUAUGUGAACCCUUUCCAAUAAUGAUGGCAAUAAUUUUGAGAUCCAUCUUUUCAUACUGAGGACAACUGAGGGACUCAUAUGCAACUAUUACAGAAGGUUUAAAUGCUCACUGAUGCUCCAGAAGGAAACACAAUGCAUUAAGAGACGGAUUUGAAGAUCAGAGUAAAUUUAACUCAUUUUGUCUUCUGGGAAACAUGUAAGUAUCUUCUGUAGUUUCUGAAGGGCAGUACUAAAUGAAAAAAAAUGGUAUUCAAGCAAAGUAAAAUGUACACAUCUUCAUUCUGUUCAAAAGUUUACACCCCAGCUCUUAAUGCAUUGUUUUUAUCAGUAUCAAGUAUCAGUGAGCAUUUGAACCUUCUAUAAUAGUUGCAAAUGAGUUGUCUUCAGUGUGAAGAGAUGGAUAUCAAAAACAAAAAAAAAGGAACAAGUUCAAAUACACAAAAAUGCUGAAAAAAAGAAUUUGUGGGACCUGAAGGAUUUUUCUGAAGAACAGCAGGCAGUUUAACUCUUAAUUGCAAACAAGGGACUCAUGAACAACUAUCACUAAACAGAAAAACCAGCUGUGGUUCAUUCAGGU
Molecule: messenger RNA, 2039 nt
Organism: Labeo rohita (rohu)
Lineage: Eukaryota; Metazoa; Chordata; Actinopteri; Cypriniformes; Cyprinidae
Gene: cd247l
Product: CD247 antigen like
Exons: 8
Coding region: 185-640 (151 amino acids)
Biological process (GO): cell surface receptor signaling pathway
Cellular component (GO): Fc-epsilon receptor I complex
Molecular function (GO): IgE receptor activity
Source: RefSeq, a predicted model, not a curated record